Equus caballus (horse) is the source of this 5630-nucleotide messenger RNA. Lineage: Eukaryota; Metazoa; Chordata; Mammalia; Perissodactyla; Equidae. The record is from RefSeq and is a predicted model, not a curated record.
CCGCCUCGCCGCCGCCGCCGCAGCGCCCUCGGCCGCCAUUCGGCACCCGAAACUUUCCAGCGCCCGCGCCUCUCGGGGACUCGGCGGCGGCGGCGCUGGGCGGCCGGGGCGGCGGGGGCGGCUCAGGCGCCGGGCCCUCGUCGGCCGCCGCACGGCCCGGGCUCGGCGACGGCAGGCCGGAGGGAGGCGCGGAGCGCAGCCGGCGCGGCGGUGCCGCCACAAGUUGCGCUGCCCGCGGCGAGGUAACUGAAGACAGAAAACAGACCUAAAAAUAAACCCCGGAAGGAAGAAGGGACUUGCCUACAUUUGGCUCUGAACUUUAGCAUCAUAGAACUUCAAAAAGGUGACUCAGAGGAGGUUGACGAGCGUACACCUAGAGGAGAAGAGAAUUUCCCCAACACGUCGCACUCUACCAGGAAGGCCGCCCUUGACGUUCCUAGGAAAGGAGUAAAUAGGCGGCUCCUGGCAGACGCUUUGUGAUUUCUCUGAUUGGAUGCUGGGGAGCCCACUGUUCCAAAGGUCCACACAUGAAGUCACCAUAAAGAAGGUGGCUCCCACUUCAUAAAGACCUCAUCGCCGCGAGGUGAGGCUAAGAUGAGCAUAACCAGUGACGAGGUGAACUUUCUGGUGUAUCGCUAUCUCCAAGAGUCAGGUCUCACGGAGCCCUGGCUUCCCUCUCCUGCUGCAGGUUUCUCCCACUCGGCAUUCACGUUCGGUAUCGAGAGCCACAUCAGCCAGUCCAACAUCAAUGGGACGCUAGUGCCGCCAGCUGCCCUCAUCUCCAUCCUGCAGAAGGGCCUGCAGUAUGUGGAGGCUGAGAUCAGCAUCAACGAGGAUGGCACGGUCUUUGACGGCCGCCCCAUAGAGUCCCUGUCCCUGAUCGACGCUGUGAUGCCUGACGUGGUGCAGACACGGCAGCAGGCCUUCCGAGAGAAGCUUGCUCAGCAGCAGGCCAGUGCGGCAGCGGCGGCGGCGGCAGCAGCCACGACAGCUACAGCAGCCACUGCGACCCCAGCAGCUGUUUCCCAGCAGAAUCCACCAAAGAAUGGAGAGGCCACGGUGAAUGGGGAAGAGAAUGGAGCCCACGCAAUAAAUAAUCACUCAAAACCAAUGGAAAUAGAUGGGGACGUUGAGAUUCCACCCAACAAAGCCACAGUCCUCCGGGGCCAUGAGUCCGAGGUGUUCAUUUGUGCCUGGAACCCCGUCAGUGAUCUCCUAGCGUCUGGAUCUGGAGAUUCGACUGCAAGGAUAUGGAACCUUAAUGAAAACAGCAAUGGGGGCUCCACCCAGCUCGUGUUGAGGCACUGUAUACGAGAAGGGGGACACGAUGUCCCAAGUAAUAAAGACGUGACCUCGCUGGACUGGAACAGUGAUGGCACACUGCUGGCCACAGGUUCAUAUGAUGGUUUUGCAAGAAUAUGGACGGAAGAUGGUAACCUGGCCAGCACCUUAGGCCAACAUAAAGGCCCCAUCUUUGCCUUGAAAUGGAACAAAAAGGGGAAUUACAUCUUGAGUGCUGGUGUAGACAAAACAACAAUAAUUUGGGAUGCCCACACAGGAGAAGCCAAACAACAGUUUCCAUUUCAUUCUGCCCCUGCUCUCGAUGUAGACUGGCAGAACAACACUACCUUUGCCUCCUGUAGCACAGACAUGUGUAUUCACGUCUGCAGGCUCGGCUGUGACCGCCCCGUCAAAACCUUCCAAGGACACACAAAUGAGGUCAAUGCCAUCAAAUGGGAUCCUUCUGGAAUGUUGCUAGCAUCUUGCUCUGAUGACAUGACAUUAAAGAUCUGGAGUAUGAAGCAGGAUACAUGUGUCCAUGACCUUCAGGCUCACAGCAAAGAGAUAUACACCAUAAAAUGGAGUCCCACCGGACCAGCCACCAGCAACCCAAACUCCAACAUCAUGCUAGCAAGUGCUUCGUUUGAUUCCACGGUUCGACUGUGGGAUGUCGAGCGAGGUGUUUGCAUCCACACGCUAACCAAGCAUCAGGAACCUGUCUACAGUGUAGCUUUCAGCCCUGACGGGAAAUAUUUGGCCAGCGGCUCCUUUGACAAGUGCGUGCAUAUCUGGAAUACUCAGAGUGGAAGUCUCGUCCACAGCUACCGUGGCACUGGCGGCAUCUUUGAGGUUUGCUGGAACGCCCGAGGGGACAAAGUGGGCGCCAGUGCGUCCGACGGCUCUGUGUGUGUUUUAGAUCUGCGAAAGUAAACACAAAAUAUUGUAGAAAAAAGCAAAGAGUUCUAACGGACCAGCAGCAAACGUGUGGGGUUCAGCACCCUCAGACAGUCCUGUCAGCUCCCAAACUGUACGAACUUGACUUGGUUAGAGUGGACUUUGGAAUCCACUCAUCCCUGGCCGCAGGAGUCUAUAUUUUGUCGUAACCUUCAUCAAGAAGUUUCAAACAGAAACAUACACACAGUCAUAUUGAAAGGGGAAAGAAUGGUUUCCACCUGGAACGUUCAGCCUGCACACGAAGCUACCAGCCAGACAGUGCACGGUUUGGGUUCCAUCCAGAACAGGCUCUGAUGGCUAAGAGGAAAAAAAAAAGCUGUGCCAAAUAAAGAAAAAAAGAGAAAAGUGCUGUGAUAAACCAAAAGGAAAGGGGAAAAAAAUUCCUCCAUGUGGAGGGUUUUUUUUUCCCCUUAACAAUUUGGACACUACAGUUGCUCUCACAAAAGAUGUUCAAAGACCAGUUUGUACCGAUGAAACGUGCAUUUGUAAUCCCAACACUUUGUAUUUUCUAGAAUCUUCUUUGUCCAGUGGUUUUUCUAUUGGCUGGAAUCCUGUCGUUUGGGGGCCUUUCAUCUGAGAUGGAAACUGUGUUUGGCUUGUUGCUUCCUUCCUCCUGUUUUCUGCCCCUCCCCGUCUUUCCUUUGUUCGGUGUGGUUGCGAUUUGCAGUCCACGCUCAGUAGAUGCAGCCUCGUGGACACGACGACAAAAUCUUUGACACGACGAUAAAAAUCUUUGACGGACAGCUUUCUCCCUCCCCCGGCCCCCACCCCCCUCUCUGUGUCCCUCUCUCAUAGUUGCUUCAGAUCCUAGGUCUCAAGGGCACUUUGGGCGCAUAAGUGCUUUAUGUAAGAAGGUAGGGCAGGGGGACUUUUUACAGAAGAAAAAAAAUGACUUAUAAGAGAAAGAGCCCGGAGUAUUUUUGGAAAAAGAAAAUAUUUUUAUGUUAAAGCAAUUUUAAAAUCCGAAAAGGGCCAUCAGACAUAGAGAGCUUUGUGUGAUUCAUAUUUUAAAUAAGUUUUAGGAAGCCACAGGCAGGGGCUGAGGUAGCUUUUCCCUCUCCCUUCAGCUUCAUGAGAGGUGGUUGGCACUCUGGGCAGAAGAGAGUCAGUCCUUGGCUCGGCAGCCACAGAAGAGGCCCCGCUCUGUGGCUCCAGGACGAGCAGGCGUCCUUUGGGGCGCGGCCACCUUCGGAGCUGGCAGGAGAGAAGCGAAAAACAGGACCCUCUGGCCCCGAGAAGCAUUCCCCAAACCUGACGGUACCGAAGAAGCCAUCAGAACCGACAGCCCGGCUCAGGCUACAUCUUUUUUGACAUAUUUUUCGCAGCAGUGUAACUACCAAUGGCCGCUUCACCGAGAGCAGGCUGGCAGGUCCUUGCCAGGCUGACGAUGAGGGCCCCUGGAUCUCACUUGGUCUGUUAAUGACAAAAAUGCACGGAGAUGGAAGAUUUUUCAACCCUGAAGGUAAAUUCUCUAGGUAGAAUGUCACUAAUAAUUUCUGCCAUUUUCAUCAUUUCCUUCCCUCACAAGGGACUAGGAGAAAGCUUUUCUUUAUUUUAAUAGUGAAUCUUUUUACUGUUUUUAAAAAGUUAGACAUGGUUUUGUGUUCCUAGAGGAGUUUCCCUUCCUUGGAUCAGGUGACCUUUGUACUCUUGUUGUCAUACCCCGCCGCUGACCCAUCGGUUAAAUUAGCCGGGGAAAGGACUGGAGGCCUGGGCGUCUUCUCUCAUCCUCUGCCUGCGGGUGGAGGAAGGGAUGGGGAGGUUGGCCAGGCCUGGGGGCGCUGGCAGUGGGCAGGUUUCAGCGGGGGUGUGUUCCAGCAACGAAACAGGAUGUUAUUCAGAGGUGGCGUCCAUCCGUGGAGCCACAAGGCCACCGUCAGGGCAGAGUGCAGGCCUCCUGCAGAACUUGGAGGGUGCCGGGACCAGCUGUGGGAGCCAGGCCGCGUUCGUCCUUCUCAGAUCACGGGUGGGCCUCCACGUGGAUAUGCGAAUUACUCCAGCCCCAGCUGUGGAAGACCAAAGAGCGCUCUGUUGAUUUCUUCGGUAGUUGAUUCAGACUCUGUUACUAAACGCUUAGCAAAGGUCAGAGUUCUGUGGGGUCACCCAUCUUUGAAGCUAGCAGGCACCCCCAGGUACAUUGAUAGUUUCCUGACCCAAGAAAUCAUUAGGCUUGGGAUGUAGUUUGUGGGGGUCCAGAUGAACACCAUCUUGACCCCUCCCCAAAUAAAAAUGUAUUCAUCUCUGCAGAGCCUCAGCUGUCGAGGGUCGGCCCGUGGUCAGGACACGGCUUGUAUGUGACAGGCCGCACACUGCUGUGGGGUGGCGAUGGUAGGACGUACUAUAAGGGGCUCACUAGACAAUCCACACGUAAAGGUCGUAGCCAGGGUCUCGCUGAAGUGUUGGCUUUAGCCACUUGACAGAUCUGAACCACUUGGGAAUGGUUAGGUGGGAGCCAAGGGCUGCGAGGCAUGGACCACAUGGGCUUGAUCCUCUGCACAGAAGUGAACCUGACAAUGAUGGAGGCAGACUGUCCACAUCCCUGGCUUCGUGACCAGCCAUCGGAGGGGAGCUCACCGCAGGCCACACGGGGGACCAAGCCUGAGAACGCAGUCGGCGCCCCUCAGAUCCAUCCCCGUUCUCAGCAGAAUGACAGCUAUUGAUUGCACCUCUGAUGUUUGCCUGCCAGUGUACGCCCUGCCGGAAAAGUCAGGACCUUGAGCUUUGUCCUCAAGGGGUGGCCCAUGGGAGUGAUAGUGUUUGACGUUGUUUACAGCGCUUAAAAAUUGUGAGUGAUGCUCAAGUCUUAGUGACCAAAUUUAACCUUGAUUCUGAAAACAGACGUAUCCAGAACCUUCUGUUGGGUUUGAAGUGACCAAGAGCACACCCCGCACACACCUGGGACGGAUGCUGUGCCCCACCCCGGGGACGUUACAGGGUUUCACCCCUCUGACCCCACACGACAGCUAGGACUUGACUUUCGUUUUGUCUCUAAAGAUAGAUCACGGAGCCAAGGGAAGUGCACUUUGUCAAACGUAAGCGUCUGCUUUGUUCCUUGUUAUUUCUCUCUUUUCUAACCUUUUGUUCCACCUUUUUUUUAAUCGUGUUUCUUGUCAAAUGCAGAAAUGUUACUUCCGCCACUCUCUGAUGUUUCGAAUUCUGGCUUCUGCGGUUUUUAUUGUCUGUGUCAGACGUGCAGCCAGAUGUGGUUCUCUGUCAGCCUUUCCCAGAUUCUGUUCCAUCCACAUUGACCCCCGUUCUGUUCUCCCUCCACCCCACUCACCCUCACGCUCUCUGAGAAAAAGAAUCACCUUGUGUGUUGUAGCUCAUUUGUUUCAAGAGAGAAUCAACAGAUCAUAUUCAGUGUGUUGAAUAAAUUGCUCUAUUUUGAUAUUAGA